Ostertagia ostertagi is the source of this 1053-nucleotide messenger RNA. The record is from the annotation of a GenBank genome assembly. NCBI's taxonomy places the organism in Eukaryota, Metazoa, Nematoda, Chromadorea, Rhabditida, Trichostrongylidae.
AUGCUCCCUGGCUACGAGGACGUGAACAUGGGUGACUUUGACAUCACUGAAGAGAAGAGCAAAUCAAUCACAAAAAGUUUCGAUCAGCUUCGACUACGAGUUCGCCAAGAAGGUCUCAUGGAUGGCAGUAUGCUAUUCUACUCCAGAAAGGUGGUAGAAUCGUUGCUGAUAAUCGCGACGGCCGUCUAUCUGCAACUUAAUGGAUGGUAUAUAACGUCAGCUGUGCUCAUGGGUCUUGCGUGGCAGCAACUCGGAUGGCUUAUCCACGAAUUCGCGCAUAAUCAGCUCUUCAAGGACCACUGGCAUAAUGAUCUUGCAAGUUAUGUCGUGGGGAAUCUUCUGCAAGGAUUCUCAUCGGGUGGGUGGAAGGAGCAGCACAACAUCCAUCACGCUGCUACCAACAUCGUCGGACGAGACGGAGAUCUCGAUCUGAUGCCGCUUUGGGCUACUGUUGUGCAAGACCUUAAGAUGGCCGAUAACUGGUGGCUCACGAUUCUGCCCUACCAGCACAUUUACUGGUCUGUGAUGUUGCCACUGCUUCGAAUAAGCUGGCUUCUACAGUCGAUUGUAUUUGUCAACGGGAUGCCGCAGCACUACUACAAGUACUAUCGGGACAGAGCUGUUUAUGAGCAGCUGUAUCUUCUUCCUUCAAUGCAAAUUAGAUUGCUUUUCUUCGCUGUUUCUCAGCUUACUGGUGGAUUUCUUCUAGCUCACGUUGUCACCUACAACCACUACUCCGUGGACAAAUUUCCAUAUACUUCCAAGAUCAUGUCCAAUUACGCCUGUCUUCAAGUGAACACGACGAGGAACAUGCGCCCUGGCAUAUUCAUUGAUUGGUUAUGGGGCGGACUCAAUUAUCAGAUAGAGCAUCACCUCUUCCCAACAAUGCCUCGCCAUAACCUCAGCAAGGUGAUGCCACUGGUGAAGCAGUUCUGCGCAGAAAACGACCUGCCGUACAUGGUUGACGACUACUUCACCGGUUGGAAGUUGGAGAUUCAACAAUUCGCCAAUGUCGCGAGAAUCGCAUCGAAGAUGAAGAGCAAAAUUCUGUAG